AAAAUGACAUUUCAAUAGUUAUAUUAGGAUGUUGAAAAUAUUUUGGAUUUACUGCGCAUCCUGAAUUUCAGGAUAUUCUAUAUAUCUAUUCGUAAAGAAUAGCAUCCUUAUAUGUUUGUGUGUGUGUGUGAGUGUGUAUGUGUUUCAAGAACGUGAGCUGUUUGAUAAAUUGUUUUGGUUAAUGUCAACGAUCCGAAAAAAAAUCCAAUCAUCAUGAUUUCGAGGUUUUCAAUAAAAUUUUUUCUAUUAUCAUCAGUUUUGCUGUUGCUUACAUUUACAACGGAAGCUCAUUUUCAUACAAAACGAUUACAUGAUGACUUGUUUAGCGAUUAUAAUCGAUUAAUAAGGCCAUCUAAAAAUCAUUCAUAUAAAUUAACUGUAAACAUUGGACUUAAACUAACACAGAUUAUAGAUAUAAAUUUGCGGCAACAAGUAAUGACCACUAAUAUAUGGCUUGAGCAAAAUUGGUAUGAUUACAAGUUAACUUGGGAUCCAAAUGAUUAUGGCGGAGUCGAUAUGAUCAAUGUUCCUGCUGAGAAUAUAUGGCUUCCCGAUAUAGUUUUAUUCAACAAUGCGGAUGGCAAUUAUGAAGUGACAUUAAUGACUAAAGCUACAGUUUAUAGUACCGGUUUAGUUGUCUGGAAUCCACCGGCACUGUACAAAAGUACAUGCAAAAUUGAUGUUGAAUAUUUUCCUUUUGAUGAACAAUCAUGUUUAAUGAAAUUCGCUAGCUGGACUUAUGAUGGCCAUGAAGUCGAUAUUCGACAUGUUAAACAGGAAGAAGAUUCAACUUAUGUGGAUGUUGGUAUCGAUCUUAGUGAAUUCUAUAAAAGUGCCGAAUGGGAUAUAUUGAUGGUACCAGCGAAAUAUAAUGAAGAAUAUUAUGAAUGCUGUUCAGAACCAUAUCCAGAUAUUACAUUCAAUCUUACGAUGCGUCGUAAGACAUUGUUUUAUACGGUCAAUUUGAUCAUACCAUGCGUAGGCAUCACUUUUCUUACACUAGUUGUGUUUUAUCUACCAUCUGAUAGCGGUGAAAAAGUAACGCUUUCUAUUUCCAUUCUUGUCGCUUUAACUGUGUUCUUUUUGCUUCUUGCUGAGAUUAUCCCGCCAACAAGUUUAGCAAUCCCAUUACUUGGUAAAUAUUUACUGUUCACCAUGAUACUCGAUACACUUUCCAUAUGCGUCACGGUGGGUGUUUUGAAUGUUCACUUUCGUUCUCCCGCUACUCAUAUCAUGACACCUUGGAUUCGAAAAGUUUUCAUUCACAUCUUGCCCAGAAUACUGUUGAUGAAACGACCAACUUCACAAGAUUGGCAUGCAGAAUUAGCAGCAAUCGGAAAAAAAGGACGUGGAAGAUCUAAAAAAGAAUCGGAUGGUAAUCGUGGACCAUCAUUGAAAUUCAACGGAAAUUUUCAUGAUUCGCUUGAUUCAUUUCAAGAAUCCAUCUGUAUGUCCGGAAGUCCUGAUCAACCUGGCCCAUCAACAUAUUCACCACAUCAAAUGGAAGAGUUGAAUCAAUUGUAUGAACAAAAUUAUGCUCAUCUCAAGCAAAUAUUCAACAUGGUCGAACUACAAAAGGCUAUUAAAGGAAUUAUUCAUCUUGCUGAUCACAUUCGAAAAGAUGAUAAAGACAUUAACAUCAUUGAAGACUGGAAAUAUGUAGCCAUGGUUUUAGAUAGACUUUUUCUGUGGAUAUUCUCAUUGGCCGUAUUCUGUGGAACGUGUGGCAUCAUAUUACAGGCACCAUCAUUAUAUGAUACACGACGGCCAAUUGAAUCGGAACUUACAUUGGUCACCCCACAAAUUCAAUCAUAAAAUUAAAUUAAAUAAUAAUAAUUAUUAUAAUUAUAAUUAAAUUGUGUUUAUUAGCUUGCUCAAAAUAUAUUUAAAUAAAGUCAUUAUAG
This is a messenger RNA of Dermatophagoides farinae (American house dust mite), 1904 nucleotides long. Lineage: Eukaryota; Metazoa; Arthropoda; Arachnida; Sarcoptiformes; Pyroglyphidae. The record is from RefSeq and is a predicted model, not a curated record.